AUGAGCCUUUCCGUGAAUUUCAAUGUUCAUUCUAAAGCACUUUUAUCUUCAUAUCAAGCUGUUCUUAAUGGUGACAAAGAUACAGAAUGGGUAGUUUAUGGGUAUGAUAAAGGAGGCAAUGAUUUGAAGGUUUUAGAAAAAGGAGCUGGAGGGCUUGAAGAAUUGGUAGAAGAGUUUAACGAUGGAAGAAUUCAAUACGCCUUUGUUAGAGUGAUAGAUCCCAAUACGGAGUUACCAAAGUUUGUUCUUAUAGGCUGGGUGCGGGUACCAGAAAUCAAAAAAGGACUGUUCAAUUCUCAUUUUAAUGAAGUUUCAAAAUUCUUAAAGGGAUAUCACCUUCAAAUCAAUGCUAGAUCAGAGGCUGAUGUUGAUCCAGACUAUAUAAUGAAACGUAUAAGUGAAAGUGGGGGUUCCAAGUACUCCAUUAACGUUAAUAAGGAACGAGCAAGGAAGGAAGAACCUAUUUUACCUGUUAAUUCCGUAUAUGAACGUGUAAAAAUUCCGGAUAUCACUGCACAACGACAAUCUUCUUCUCGUGAACAAAUCAAGCCUGUCAGUUCUGUGUAUCAACCGGUUCAACUCCCAAAACCCAAACCUCUAGGUAAAUUUUCAACGUGGACAGAACGUGCUGAAAAUUCAACACCAUCUGGACCAUCUCCAGCAGAGUUAAAAGCACGUCGAGAACGUGAGCGUGCCGAGAAGGAAGAACGCGAGAGAAUAGAAAGCGAAGAGAAAGCGAGAAAAGAUCGUGAAGAGAAGGCUAGACAAUUGCGUGAAGAGAAAGAGAAAAAAGAGCGUCAAGAGAAAGAGAGGAAAAUGUUUGAGGAGGAAGAGAGAAAAGGGAGUGAAGAGAAGGAGAGGAAACGUACAGAGAAAGAAGAACGUGAGAAAAUAGAGCGCGAAGAAAGAGAGCGUUUAGAAGCAGAACGGUUAGAGACAGAAUUGAAAAAACUAGAAAUUGAAGAGGCUGAACGUAGAGAGCAAGAUGAACGGGAAGAAAUGGACAGAAUUGAACAUGAAAAAGAAUUGCAAAGACAACGGGAAACGGAAGAAAGAGAAGAAAGGCAGAGGUUAGAAUAUGAACGCGAACAAGAGCAGCAAGAAGCUGAACGGCUUCUACUUGAACAAGAACAACAGAUCGCCGAAGUUUCUGCCGAAUCGGCUGGUGGUAUGACAGCAGUUGUUCAAUUUUCUUAUGAUGCAGCUGAGGAUAAUGAAAUACCAUUAAGAGAGGGAGAGAUUAUUAGAGAUAUUGUUCCGUUAGAUGAAGGAUGGUGGCAAGGGGUAGGUGAAGAUGGAAGAACUGGACUUUUCCCAGCGAACUAUGUUGAGAUCGUUGAGAGCGUUGCAUCCGAACAGCCUAUUGAAGAGACACAAGAAGUUGAAGCUGAACUUGUACAACAAACAGUUGAUUCAUCACAAGGAAAUUAUAUUGCAAAAGCAUUGUUUGAUUAUGGAGCGGGUGAAGAAAAUGAAAUUUCAUUUCAAGAUGGAGCUAUUAUUACAGACAUUGAAUUUGUUUCGGAUGACUGGUGGCAGGGUAAAGCACCCGAUGGAAAAGUUGGUCUAUUCCCAGAACUUCAAGAAACUCCUGUUCCAUUAAAUCCUAUUUCUGAACAGGUCUUACCUCAAUCUAGUAUGUCCGUAACUAGCGUAGUUUCUCAGGUUUCUACUGAAGUUCAACCAAACCAACUUACACGGCAGGUUCAAAAUAACAAAGCUCGUUGUUUCAAGUGUCGGGCUAAAAUCCCCUUAGCUAAGCAAACCAUUAACAAAUGCCGAUGCGGUGAUUAUUAUUUUGAUCGUUAUUUGUUCGUUAUUUUGAUUUUAUUUGAAGUUUGGUUGAUUGAUAACCUUAUUAAUAAGAAUAUUUUCACUUCCGUUUCCUUCUUUGACCCCUGA
Funneliformis caledonium is the source of this 1902-nucleotide messenger RNA. The record is from the annotation of a GenBank genome assembly. Lineage: Eukaryota; Fungi; Glomeromycota; Glomeromycetes; Glomerales; Glomeraceae.